ACAAAGCGACAGCAAAAUAAAAAAGAAUGGCUUCAAACACCACUUUCCUCUUCACCACCGUGGCAAUUCUUGGCCUCCUCCUCAUCCUCCAAAACACCACCGUCUCAUGCAGAGAUCUUCCAUCGGAGUCAACCAGCAUAGCGGCGAGGCUCCAGCAAAGCGGAGGACUAAUGGAUUGUUGGAACGCAUUGUACGAGCUAAAAUCAUGCACUGACGAGAUCGUUCUCUUCUUCCUAAACGGUGAAACAAAACUCGGUGUUAGUUGUUGCAAAGCCGUCGACGUCAUCACGACCAACUGCUGGCCUGCGAUGCUCACUUCUCUCGGAUUUACGUCUGAAGAAGCUAACGUCCUCCGUGGCUUUUGCCAAGAUCCAAACUCUAGCGACUCUUCUCCGGCUGCUUCUCCCAAGAAAGCUUGA
Molecule: messenger RNA, 419 nt
Organism: Raphanus sativus (radish)
Lineage: Eukaryota; Viridiplantae; Streptophyta; Magnoliopsida; Brassicales; Brassicaceae
Product: egg cell-secreted protein 1.4-like
Exons: 1
Coding region: 27-419 (130 amino acids)
Biological process (GO): double fertilization forming a zygote and endosperm
Source: RefSeq, a predicted model, not a curated record